Molecule: messenger RNA, 3372 nt
Organism: Ornithorhynchus anatinus (platypus)
Lineage: Eukaryota; Metazoa; Chordata; Mammalia; Monotremata; Ornithorhynchidae
Product: protocadherin beta-14-like
Exons: 1
Coding region: 123-2522 (799 amino acids)
Biological process (GO): homophilic cell-cell adhesion
Cellular component (GO): plasma membrane
Molecular function (GO): calcium ion binding
Source: RefSeq, a predicted model, not a curated record
AACCUAAGAAAAAUUCGACAAUCAAAAGGGCUUUAGUUCUAGGAACCAGUAAUUUUUAUUUGCCAAGAUCUUAUUGGUCCUUGGGCAGAGCAGAAUUAGUGAAAAAGAGCUUUUUGUUUAAGAUGGAGUCGAUGGAGAACAAAGGCAAGAAAAUUCAGCGGAUAAGGCAAGUGGUGUCCCUUUUCAUUGUCCUCGGGGGGUUAGGGGUGGACUCGGAAUCACUUCGGUAUUCAGUAGUGGAAGAAACUGAGAGUGGGUCCUUCAUAGCUAACGUGGCAAGAGAUCUAGGACUGGAUGUCGGAAAGCUGUCGGCUCGGGAGGCUCGGAUCGUUUCCAAAGAUGAUGAGUCGCAUUUUCACUUCAACCGUCAGACAGGGGACUUGUAUUUAAAGCAGAAGCUAGACCGUGAGGAGCUUUGCGGCCAGAGCGAGCCCUGCGUGCUGCAUUUCCAAAUUUUAUUGGAAAACCCCGUACGUUUUUUUCCAGUUGAGAUUAGAGUGACCGAUGUAAAUGACCACUCUCCUGUGUUUCCGGGAAAGGAAAUGCUUCUGAAAAUCCCGGAAAGCGGUACUCCUGGAAUGGUUUUUCUGUUGGAACGGGCACAGGAUUUGGAUAUAGGAAGCAAUAGUCUCCAAGACUAUGAAGUCAGUCCAAACUCCUAUUUCCAUGUUAAAGUUCGAGAGGGCAGCGACGGAAUAAAGUUCCCGGAACUGGUGCUGGAUAAAGCCCUGGAUCGCGAGAAACAGCCUGAAGUUCGAUUAACUAUCACGGCUGUGGACGGAGGAUCUCCUCCGAGAUCAGGAACCGCCCAAAUGCGCAUCGUUGUAGUAGACAUAAAUGACAACGCACCUGUAUUUUCUCAGCCGCUAUACGAGACUCGGAUUCCCGAAAACAGUUCCGUGGGGUCUUUGCUUGUCACUGUCUCUGCUACUGACUUAGACGCAGGAAACUACGGUGACGUAUCUUACUCUUUUUUCCAAGCCUCGGAGGAAAUUCGGAAACAGUUUCAGAUAAAUAACAUAUCGGGAGAAAUCCGAGUGCGGGAAAAAUUAGAUUUCGAAGAAAUACAGUCCUAUACAAUCAGUGUUCAGGCCACGGAUGGGGGGAGCCUUUCGGCAAUAUCCACAGUUCUUGUUCGGGUUACUGACGUGAACGACAACCCCCCUGAACUCACCAUGUCAUCGGUUACGAGCCCCAUCCCCGAGAACUCCCCUGAAACUGUGGUCGCCGUUUUCAGCAUUAGAGAUCGCGACACCGGGGACAACGGUAAAAUGAUAUGUUCCAUCCAGGAACAUGUGCCUUUCGCCCUCAAACCGACGUUUGAGAACUUCUACACCUUGGUAACGGACAGAGCAUUGGACCGAGAAAGCCAGUCAGAAUACAACGUUACUAUCACUGUCACGGAUUUAGGCUCCCCGAAUCUCAAAGCGGAGAAGAACAUCACGGUGCUGAUAUCCGAUGUCAACGACAACCCCCCGGUGUUCAAUCAAACAUCUUACACACUGUAUGUCCAGGAAAACAACAGCCCCGCCCUGCACAUCGGCAGUGUACGAGCCGUGGAUCGGGACACGCGAGAGAACGCCAGGGUGUCCUAUUCCUUGCUGCCUCCCGAGGCCGGCGACCUUCCCCUCUCCUCUUACGUCUCCAUCAACUCGGACAAUGGCAAUCUCUAUGCUCUGAGAUCCAUGGAUUACGAAGUCAUUCCGGAGUUCCAAUUUGCAGUGAGAGCGAUUGAUGGCGGUUCCCCGUCGCUGAGCAGCCAGGCCAUGGUCCGGGUAGUGGUUCUGGAUGACAAUGACAACAGUCCCUUCGUCCUGUACCCUCUGCAGAACGGCACCGCCCCCUGCAAUGAUCUGGUCCCCAGAUGGGCGGAGGCCGGCUACCUGGUGGCCAAAGUGGUGGCGGUGGACGCCGACUCAGCUCAGAAUUCUUGGCUUUCUUUCCAACUCCUCAAGGCCACGGAUCCCGGUCUCUUUAGCGUGUGGUCUCACAAUGGGGAAAUCCGAACCACGAGGCUCAUCACCGACAGAGACGCCAUUAAGCAAAGACUCGUUGUCCUUGUAAAGGACCACGGGGAACCCCCUCUAUCCACCGAGGCCACUCUGCACGUCCUUCUGGUGGAUGGCUUUUCGGAGCCCUAUAUCCGGAUCUCCGAAGUGCCGAGGGUUGAAGAACAGGAGGACUCCCUCACGGUCUACCUGGUCAUUGCUCUGGCCUCCAUCUCGUUCCUCUUCCUCUUCUCGAUGAUUGUCUUCACCGUAGUUAGGUUGUGGAGCAGGAGGAGACACGCUGCGGAUGCUGCCAGUUUAGGCCCUGAUGGUCUUUUCCCGGGACAUCUGGUGGAUGUGAGCGGCUCUGGGACCCUCUCCCACAGUUAUCGCUAUGAAGUUUGUUUAACCACUGGCUCGGGGAACAGCGAAUUCAAAUUUCUCAAACCCAUCAUUCCCAGUCUCCCAGCCCAGGAGGGUGAAAGGGAUCUGGAAGUGAAUCCUCCAUUUCGCAAUAGUUUUGGGUUUAAUUAGCAAUAGAUCCUAGCAGAAGAGUUUUUCUGAGUAACUUUUACGAUGUUACGAGCAUAGUUAACCCAACAUAAUGUUUCCCAAAAGUGUGUGGGGCGUAUACUUUUUAAUGUUAGUUUUUUGAAGAUUAAUAUUUCUCCAUAAUAUCCUUCUCUGAUCCAAAUAUUUUUCGGUGACUGUGAUACCAUUUUUGCUUUUAAAUGAGAAGCCGACAUAUUAAUUUCCAGUCUCAAACUUUGGACACACUGACUGGUGUGUUAUUUGACAGAAACUAAGUUUCUGGCUUUUAAUCUAGUUGGUUAGAGAGCAAACCAACUUCCCUAAACUUCAACAUGAUAUUCCCCUCUCUACAGUACAUUUGACUUCACUGAUCUCAUUCUCCUAUCGCAAGAAGUGAAGCCAGUAAUGAGUCCUUUCUAGACUUAUUCUAGACUUAUUUAUCUUAUUUAGACGAAUCUGGUCUAAAGGUUUCUAGACAUUUCCCAUGAUGGCAACAGCUCUCCUGGGUGGCAAUAUUUGAUAUUGUUUGCUCUCAGCUAGGCCAUCGGGAACCCUCUGAGGAUCAGAAUUCCCUCCAGCUGGAAACCUAAGUUUCGAACCCCAGCCACUCCUUCUACUACAGAUAGCAGUGUUGUCGGCCUGCAAGCCUCAUUUAUACUUAUCUCCUUCUCCGCUCCUUGCCGCCCACUCUCGUUAGUUUCCCUUAUUGCAGCAGGAGGGUUCCCUCCUGAGCAGCAGGAGCGAAAACCCGAUUGUUGGCCCUGCCCUCGACCAUCCCCCGCACCUGCCCCCAAGGGCAUGGUCCUCCUUCUUUACCAUAAAUCCAUCCUCUGGUCAUUAGGAUAUAAGAUAU